This is a messenger RNA of Coffea eugenioides, 921 nucleotides long. RefSeq names its product E3 ubiquitin ligase BIG BROTHER-related-like. Gene Ontology annotation, molecular function: ubiquitin protein ligase activity. The transcript has 3 exons. Bases 1 to 921 code for a protein of 306 amino acids. The record is from RefSeq and is a predicted model, not a curated record. NCBI's taxonomy places the organism in Eukaryota, Viridiplantae, Streptophyta, Magnoliopsida, Gentianales, Rubiaceae.
AUGGAAGAAAGCAAUAAUAAUUUGCCCCAACACUAUAGCCCUUCAUCAAAUCCUCAGACUAGCGGAGUCCUCAGCAUGAUUUAUAUAGUGGCACGGGCACCUGAUCAGCAUGAUGAUGAUGGUGACUAUGAUGAUGAAGAUGAUGUUGAACACGAAAACACCAUGCCAGACUUUGAUUUAAACGUCGAACCGGCUCAUCAGGAGGAUGAGCUUGAAGAUGAUCAACUGGGAUUCAGGGAAAACAGCAUAUCAGAUUUUGAUAUGGACUUCUCUUGGGAGGAGAACGAGGUUCAACAGGAAAACAUGGUACUAGAUUUUGACCUGAACCUUCCGCCUCCGGUCAAUGACGUUCAGGAGCAACAGGAAAACAUGGCACCACGUUCUGGCCUCGAGUUGCCUCUUGAGGAGGAGCCUGAGAAUGAACAGGAAAACAUGGUACUGGAAAACGUCCAAUGGCCGAGUCGGGAGGACGAGGAUCAGAGGGAGAACCACCAGCCCAGGAACCAGUUUCAGGAAUCUAAUCUAUCAAUAUAUAUCAUCUAUUACAAUCGUUUUCGACAACAAGUGGAUUCUGGAAGAGAUCAUUUGGAUAGCAAUGCUGGUGGGAAUCAUGGCGGCUUCCCUUGGGAGUCAGUAAACGAUUUAAUCGCUGCAUUACAACAAUUUUUCCAAGGUAUUAAUCAGAGCCGUAAUUUGUCAGAAGAAACCAUCUCAGAGCACCUUAAAACGAAAAAAUAUCAAUCACCUGCAAAUCAAGAUUGUCAGGAAGAACAUGAAAUUUGCAUAGUUUGCCAAUGCGAAUAUGAGAAUCAGGAGACAGUUGCAACCCUUGAUUGCGGACAUGAAUACCACGCUGACUGCAUUAAAAAAUGGUUUCUCAAGAAAAAUCUUUGCCCUAUAUGCAAACGUACAGAGUUUUAA